Molecule: messenger RNA, 1548 nt
Organism: Aspergillus caelatus
Lineage: Eukaryota; Fungi; Ascomycota; Eurotiomycetes; Eurotiales; Aspergillaceae
Product: sugar porter family MFS transporter
Exons: 6
Coding region: 1-1548 (515 amino acids)
Biological process (GO): carbohydrate transport; transmembrane transport
Cellular component (GO): membrane
Molecular function (GO): carbohydrate:proton symporter activity
Source: RefSeq, a predicted model, not a curated record
AUGGUCCACAAGACGAGACUCUACAAUUGGUAUAUUUGCCUGGUGGCGGCCGGGUGCAUGGUGUUGAUGGGCUACGAUGCCUCCGUUUUCAACUCCGUACAGAAUUCCGAUAAUUGGCAUGCUUAUUUUGACAAUCCCGACAGUUACAUGCUUGGCUUAAUGAACACAGUGUAUACAAUUGGUGGUAUCAUUACAGGCUGGUUCUUCGCUGGUCCAUUAGCUGAUUACAUGGGUCGUCGCUGGGCAAUGGGCAUUGGAUGCUUCAUUACGAUUAUUGCCACAUUCCUGCAAUGUUUUCCUCCCGCAAAUAACGCAGUUCCAGUUUUCAUGGCCGGUCGUGUUCUUAUCGGGUGUGGACAAGCCUUGGCUAUCGCUGCCGGUCCCAUCUAUAUCGGGGAGGUCACACCCUCCUAUAUCCGUGGUCUGGUUAUGGCCUUUUGGCAGAUGUUCUACUCAGUCGGUUCGUUUGUCGCCUACUGGGUCAACUACGCAGCAGGGAAGCACCGGGACACACUGGGUGAUUGGGAUUGGAAAAUGGUCGUCAUCUUCCAGUUACUACUUCCAACCAUCAUCAUCUGCCAACUUCCCUUCAUGCCUGAGUCUCCUCGCUGGCUUGUCCAACGGAAGCGCGAUGUAGAAGGCGCUCGACAGGUUCUCCAGCAGGUCCGGGAUACAGAUGAGGAGAUCGACAAUGAACUUGCUACCAUUCGGGAAGCCAUUCAAUAUGAACGGGAGGCUCUUGACAGCGGCAAGAAAGCCUACAUGACACUACUAAAGGAUGCUAGUGUCCGCAAGCGCCUUCUCCUCACCUUUGCACUAAACAUUGGCCAGCAGCUGACCGGCCAAGGCACGUUCAACUCAUACUCGUCGACUAUCUACCAGAAGAUCUGGACGAAUGGCGAUACUAUCAACCUCAUCAAUGCGCUUAAUGCAACAUUCGGUAUCCUCUUCACGCUCAAUGCUACCUGGACUGUCGACCGCUUUGGCCGCAAAUUCCUCCUCGUCGUCGGUGCUACCGGUAUGGCCGUCUGCAUGCUCAUCACAGCCCUCGUUGGUCUGGAAACUCCCACCACACCGGAAGGCGCAAAGACUGAACCCGUUGGCAUCGCUAUUGUCUUCCUCAUGUUCCUCUUCGCGUUCUUCUACAAGCCAUCCUGGGGCGCAACCGUGUGGAUCUACACAGCAGAGGUGUUUCCUAUGAAUGUGCGAGCCCAGGCAGUUGGUAUGUGCUCGCAGAUGCAGGGUGUUGCGAACACAAUCUUCCAACAAUUCUUCCCAAUCUUCUACGAGAAAGAAGGACUAAAAUCAUUCUUCUUCUUCAUGGCGUGCAACGUCCUUUUAGCAGUAUUUGUAUGGUUCCUUAUUCCUGAAACAAAAAAAGUGCCUCUCGAAGAAAUGGAUACACUCUUUGGGGGUACGAGUCACGUGCAGAGAGGUGCUGCUAUGCUACACGAGCAGAAGCUGGAACGUGAGGAUGUUGAGCAAGCGAACGAGGGUAAAGAGAAUGUCGAACUUGCCGCUACUGAGCAGACGUUUGCCAGGGUGUAA